Molecule: messenger RNA, 3311 nt
Organism: Radiomyces spectabilis
Lineage: Eukaryota; Fungi; Mucoromycota; Mucoromycetes; Mucorales; Radiomycetaceae
Exons: 3
Coding region: 183-3179 (998 amino acids)
Biological process (GO): lipid metabolic process
Source: RefSeq, a predicted model, not a curated record
GACGAUCAUAACCCACCGUUUGCUUUUUCCCUUCCUUUCCUCUUGUUCCUCUCCUCUUUCUUUUUCACCUACCAAUUUUGUUUUUAUUUUUUUUAUUCUUGUUUUUAUCUUGUUUUUGCUGUUCGUUUUGUUUCCCUUUUUGAGCGAUUUCGAAGAGUGACGGUGUUGCAUUACAAUCGUAUAUGCUUAUCAUGGAAGUUUCUCCUUCGCAACUUCCUGCAUACCAUUCCAUUUACGACGGGUCACCCACACUUCUCCCCGAAAAUAUCGCGAAUUUUAUCACGGCCGCCUCGUUGGCCACUCGAUUAUCCUUACGAUGUUCCUCCCUGCUGGUCGAAACGUUGUUUGAAGCCGCCAAGUACAGCACCGUACUCACCCUGGGACUGUCCCGAAGCGCUCUUAGCAACGCCUUGACCACGGCCAAAAAGCUUCAUGCAUUGUCCAGUCAAUCGCUGACGGAAGAAAAAAACGCCUUUAUGCAUGUUCUUGAUAAAUAUACCAAUUUGGGCAUCUACAUCGUUCAUAAUACAUUCACCCUGGCUGAACUUUUCACCCUCUCCGGAUUGCAGCUGACUUCGCAAACCAUCAAAUCGGGUCUAAAGACUGCCGAAGAAUCGGUGCGUAUUAUUGACGGUAUUUUUGGCUCGAAUGAAACGUCGCGUGCCAUCGCCUCGAUUGUCACGUUGGUGCAUCGUGAAUUAAUGCAGGAUCCAGAUUUUGAAUUAGCCAACUGUGGUAGAAUCGCCAUUCUGGCAGGACUGACCAAGGCCCUGACAGCUUUUGCUGUUUUACAGAAUGUGACCCACAAGCACAUGAUGAAACAAAUCAAAAUCACCACCCUCUGGAAAGGCCUCGUUAUCGAUGAAAAGAAAAAACCAAAUCAGGGUUUAAUUCAGUAUCAUCACAAGGACACCUCCGACAGCCAAUCCUCCAGCAGCGUUUUCCAACCUUCAGACCAUGCCCAAUGCCAUCCCGAUGUCAUUCAGGAACUGGAAGAAUUUCUCAUGGAAUCCACCGCGGUCGAAAACGAUCCCAUACCCGAUGAAAAAUGCGAAGCCACCACAAAUACUGCUAUAAAGAAGCGAAAAGAAGACGACAAAUUGGUGGAUACAUCCCCUUACGAUGUCUAUGAAAUCACCACCGUCACCGAGCGCAUUACGAAACGAACCACCCGUAUUCAACCCAUCGAUCUCACCAAAAGUGUGCAUGAGCAGCCGCAUGCGAAAUAUGUCGUGGUCAAGUCCGAGGAAGAGGAAAGAGACGCCUAUCGAGCCGUGGUGAACCGUAACGUGGCCAAUGGCACCGACGAUGACAGGUCGAAAUCACUGGCCCAACGAUUGAACAUUAUGCUUUGCGCCAUUUCCAGGAAAAUAGCAUGGAAGUCGGUGGAUCGCCAGGAACAGUACGACCACGCCACCGACGAGAAGCACGCUCUUUUGGAAGCCAACAACGAGAAUUCGAAUGAGGAAAUCCAUGUUCCAGAGACGGACACGCCUUCACAACCGAUGCCGCCACUUUCCAACUCCGUCGCUGCAGAUCCACCAAAGCAUCGCCGGUCGUCUUUGCCAUCUUUGCCUCCUUCCAAUUUACCGUUAUCCAAAGAUAACAGUAAAAACUUGUACAUAAACCAUCAUUACAUUGCUUCCAACAAUAAUACCGUCAUACCCCUCAGCCAAGAAGACGCAAAGCCUUCUUCGGCUCCACGAUACCGACUUCAUCUCAGCCGAUCCAAUUCGACCACCAGCGUGGUGUCUAUAUCCAACAUGGCAACCGCCACCAUGACCACCUACACAACAUCAUGCGAAACAACGGCUACCAAUCAUUCUCAUCGCUCCCGACGACCCAGCAUGCACAAACCUACCUCAUCCUCUUCCCCUCCUUCCACAUCCUCUUUUUGUUCCCUGGAUCGCGAACCCGAUUCGCGCAAUUUCCCUCGAAAUCACAUUAUUAAUAACAUUGCUCACUUUAUGCGCUACGCCAGCGCGGCGUACGGAGAGUCUUUUAUGCGUAUCCUGGGUAUUGGCGAUAUUCCCAAUGUAUUUCCUGCUUCCAAUCAUCAUCAUCCUAACCAUCAUGCAUUCGCGCAUCACACGGGCGUGUCCGUGGAAGAUAUCUUGCUAUCCAGUUACACCGAUCAUUCCCUCCUCAAAAUGAACCAUCCUUCCAUGCAUGCCCUCGUCCAUUACGUCACCGUCGAUCAUCGUGCCAAAGCAGUUGUCUUGACCUGUCGGGGCACCCUCGGGCUCAGUGACGUGCUCACAGACCUCACUUGCAGCUACGCCGAAUUUGCACUGCCCACCGACGCUCAGCCACGACGCUACCGUGCGCAUGGCGGAAUGCUGGAUGCUGCCCAACUCCUCGCCAAAGAGAAAGGCAAAGUGUAUCAAAUGAUUCGUCAAGGAUUGGAACGGUAUCCCGACUACGGACUCGUGUUGUGCGGUCACUCUCUAGGCGGUGGAGUCGUUAGCUUGCUCAGUGUUCUGUGGAGUGAAGAGCGCAAGGAAUUUCUGAAGCGACCAUGUACGGUGGCCACGUCAUCUCUGACCAAUGAUCCAGUCCCUUUUGUCACCUCUCAUCUCUCGGGACUGCCUCCCGGACGAGCCAUUCACUGCUACGCUUACGGUCCACCGGGCACCAUGUCCCUGGAACUGAGCGAAUACUGCGGUCGCGGUCUGGUCACGAGCGUCGUUCACGGCUACGAUAUUGUGUGCAGUCUUAGUCUCGGACUAUUGAAGGAUUUCAAAAACAUUGCAACGAGCUUACACCGUGAAGGCACAGUUGCGGAAGAGAUCAUUGGUCGCAUUGUGGGCCGAUACCAUAACAAAGCCAGCCAGCCCAGCGAACGCGAAAAAGAGCUUGACGAAGACGAUCAAUGGUUUUGGGCCAUGAUCAAAACGAUGCGAGCAGAUAUGCGAACCGACAAAUUGUACCCACCCAGCACGGUGUACCAUAUCGAAUCGUUGCCGCACGUGGCCCAGGAUAAUGUUUCUCAGCCGUCGCAAUAUAAAAAAGCCCACAUGGUCGUCCUCAGCCGUUGCGAUGAUGUUCAAGCCCGGUUUUCCGAAAUUGUUUUUUCCCGCAACAUGUUCAUGGAUCACUCACCUAAUAUGUACGAAAACGCUAUUCGCAAUCUAUGCAAAGGCUUUUUCAAAGAACAAGAAGCUUACAGCCGUAUUUAAUCUAUUAUUUCCAUAUUGGGAUUUUUGAUGUAAACCAAAUAAAUAACAAUUUGUACUCUAUGGCCGAUAUCCCCAACAUAUUCUUUGGAACAGCGCAUCGAUGGGUGCCCUGGCCCAUCUGUAUUGUAUCAG